AUGGCCGUAGAGUCACCCCCCACCACUAUCGAGGCAGCAUCAAUCACUACCACAGCAACAGAUACCCUCAACUUGUCCGAUGCCCUGGUUGCCAUCGGAAACGACGUCCUCACCAACGGGCCCUCAAUCUCCACCGCCCUCGACCACUCCUCCGGCACCGGCACCCCCUCCACAGCCUCUGUCGCCGACUCUGACGAGAAACUCUCCUUCCGCGACAACGAGACCGAUACUGAUAACGAAGAUUUCCAUGAUGCGUUUGAUGAUCUUCCCGCGGCCAAGAAGCUCCAGCAUCGGUUGUCCAAGUACACGCCCCAGGUCCGCCAGACCGAGGAGUGGGAGCAGAUCAUGCAGGAUUGGGAUCGCGUCAUGGCCGAGAAGCGGAUCCGGGAUGCGAAAUUGAAUUUGGUGGAGCAGGAGAAUAAGCGCAUGAAGGCGCAGUUGAUGGAUUCUGAGGCUGCAAGGGUUGAGAAUGAGAAGGAGAGUGCAGCCAGGAUUGCCGAGCUGGAGAAGGUUAAUGGAGAGUUGGCGGGGAAGUCCAAGGACCCGGCCAAGGAGAAGGUUGCGUUGCAGAACCAGUUGGAGGAAGCUGAGGCGGAGAAAGAGUUGUUCAAGCUGAUGUUGGAGGAAACAGAGGGGGAGAAGAAGAGGGUCGAAAUGAAGUUGUCCCAGGCUGACAAGGAGAAGGCUGCGUGGGCCAAGCGGUCGGAGAAACUGAAGGCAGUCAAGAACAGGUUAAAGCUCAAGGCUGCCCAGUUUGAGCUCCUUUCGACGUCGACCUCGUCCCUCCUUGCCCAGGGUCUAGAGACCGGUGCUCGGCCCGACAAGGACCGUCUGCGGUUGAUGGAUCAGGUCACCAGUCUUGAGUCUGACCGUUCUCGUCUCGCCGCCAUGGUUAAGAACACUAUGAACUCUACCACCGAUCUCUCGUCCGAACUUUCGUCCACAGGAGUCGAUGUCUCCACCCUUUCCAACCAGGACCUCAUCAACGAGAACCGGCGUCUGGACAAUGCCCUCCAGAUGGCCAGAGUCGAGUGCUCGCUCCUGCAGCGCCGUAUCGAGGCCUUUGAGGUCACCCUGCACGAUGUCCGUGUCGCCCUGACCAACUCAGAGGCCCAUGCUGAAUCUUUGGAGAUGAAGAAGUAUGAUCUCCAGGACAAGGUCGCUGCCCUCGAGGGCAACCUCGACCGCGCCCGGAUUGAGUCGACAAAGUACCAGGCCCUGCAUAAGGAACUGCUGGAGAAGAAUGAGAAGCUGGACAGGGAAAUGAACGUCGUCAAGGCGCGCUUCGAGGCCAAGGACCGCGUCCUGAUCACCACCCAGAAACAGCUCACGGCUGCCAAGACCGAUGGGGGGUUGUUGAAGACUAUCCGGAGGGAGCUCGAGUCUGUCCUGUUUGAUUACAAUACGGUCGUGCAGCACUUUAUGGAUAUCCAGGUCCAGGCGAUUGGGGCCAAAUCGUUGGCGAAUUCGCUUAAGCGCAAGAACAAUGAGCUCACGGUCCAGUUGACACACUACCGGUCCAUGCUGCUCGGUAUCAAGUCGUUUAACAACAACGAUCCGAUCAAGUCUCCUACUGUUACGACGUUGCGGUCCGAGUUCCGAGUCCUGAUGGAGAAGAUCCAGGAGGAGCACAAUAACCAGGUCGACAAAGAGCGCAUCGAUCGGUCCAAGGCCCAGGAUUGGAACCGCAAGCUGAGGAUGGAGAAGGACUUCAUGAAGCUCGAGUUGCAGAACCAAGUCGAGAAGUGGAGACGGGUUUCGGUCUAUUGGGAGGACAAGUGGCGCAAGACGGCGAAUGAUCUGCAUGAGGCUGUGACCAGUGGAGCGUCGUCCGAUAUGUUGUUUGAGAUUGCAUCGACGAACCCGAGCCUUUUGCAGUCGACUGGUACGAUUACCAAUGGGCAUGUUGUGGGAUCUUCGGCCCCUACUUCAACGGCCACGUCGCCCAGGACCAGCCACACCUUGAGCGCUGCCGGCGCUCAAGCCAAACGCCUCUCACUCGCCAUUUCAACUUCCAGCAUGGCCAACUUGAUUAGCGGCGUCGGCAGUUCAAACACCCCAGUCGAGCCACCCAUGACCCCAUCGGCCAUGAAGCAGCAUAUAUUGGAGAGCAAAGCGCGAUCCAACGGUGCAGUCGCUAACGGACUCAACCGCCACAGCGGCGGCUCCUUCUUCCACAACCAAACUUCCACCCCCUCUUACCUCUCUGCGCCCGUCACCAACGCCAACGGCGUCGUCACCUCCAUCUCCUCCCCGCCUCUCGCCUCCUCGAAUCAACCCUCGACCGCCACCCUUGCUGUCGGAGCUAUCACAGAAUCGUUCACGGAUCUGGUCUCGACCGUCAAACCCUUCUUGAGCAGGACUGUCUCCUCAACCGCCAAUGGCAUCAGCGCCACCACCAGUUCUCUUGUUGGAGGUGUCGGAACCGGCCGUGGUGGAUCAUCAUCACUCAAUAACAAUAACCCCUCAUCGAGAUUGGCGGCCGCGGCUAGUCUACGAACCCCCAUCGCUGCAGGUUUGCCAUCGAAUGUGAAGGGUACAGGUGCGAUGGGCAACACUGCGGUAUCAAAGACGUCGGUUCGGUCCAGGACCAUGGCGACGUCGGUGAUUGGAAGCGCGAGGACGAAUGCGCUGCUGACGGGUGGUGGGACGGUUGUGGUGACUGAGGAGAGUCGGGAAGCGCAGACGAGGGCGAACAGUAGUAUCUCGAGCGUUUCUAGGAAUGUGGACCAGGCGUUGAGUGAGUCUGAUCGUCUGAAGGCCGAUGUCCGGAGGAUGUUGAACCGUUAG
Linnemannia hyalina is the source of this 2790-nucleotide messenger RNA. The record is from the annotation of a GenBank genome assembly. Lineage: Eukaryota; Fungi; Mortierellomycota; Mortierellomycetes; Mortierellales; Mortierellaceae.